AUGGGGACUUCGAUUCUCAGUAGCUCUAAUCUCACUUCACCAUCUUUGUGUAUACUUUCGAUUCCCACCUUAUCCUCUUCCUUCUCCUCACCAUUAUCAUCUCUUAAUCUCCGAUCGCAUCACCACCGUUCCGUUGCCCUUAGCACCGCCGGAAAAUUCCAUCUCUCGUGUUCUCUCUCUGAUUCGUCUCCUCUACCUCCGUAUUCUCCUCGCCGUCGUCCUGAUUACAUCCCUAACCGCAUUUCCGAUCCAAAUUACGUCAGAAUCUUCGAUACGACUCUCCGAGACGGCGAACAAUCUCCCGGAGCUACGUUAACCUCCAAGGAAAAGCUCGACAUCGCUCGUCAAUUAGCGAAACUCGGAGUCGACAUCAUCGAAGCUGGGUUUCCCGCUGCUUCGAAAGACGAUUUCGAAGCUGUGAAGACCAUAGCGGAAACUGUUGGUAAUUCCGUCGACGAAAAUGGCUAUGUUCCUGUAAUCUGUGGUCUCUCGAGAUGUAACAAGAAGGAUAUAGAGACGGCUUGGGAAGCUGUGAGGUACGCAAAACGGCCUAGGAUCCAUACCUUUAUAGCUACCAGUGACAUUCACUUGAAGCAUAAGCUUAAGAAGAGCAAAGAAGAAGUUAUUGAAAUCGCCAGGAAUAUGGUUAGAUUCGCAAGGAGCUUAGGAUGUGAAGAUGUUGAAUUUAGUCCAGAAGAUGCAGGAAGAUCGGAGAGAGAGUACUUAUAUGAGAUUCUUGGUGAAGUGAUAAAAGCUGGAGCAACAACUCUAAACAUACCUGACACUGUUGGUAUAACAUUGCCUAGUGAGUUUGGUCAGUUGAUUGCUGAUAUUAAAGCCAAUACUCAUGGGAUCCAAAAUGUUAUAAUCUCUACACAUUGUCAGAAUGAUCUCGGACUCUCCACCGCCAAUACUCUAUCUGGUGCACAUUCGGGUGCGAGGCAAGUGGAAGUGACAAUCAAUGGGAUUGGGGAAAGAGCUGGAAAUGCUUCGUUAGAAGAGGUUGUGAUGGCCAUAAAAUGCCGUGGAGAUCAGGUAUUAGGAGGCCUAUUUACUGGAAUUGAUACUCGGCAUAUUGUUAUGACAAGCAAGAUGGUUGAAGAGUACACUGGUAUGCAAACGCAGCCCCAUAAGGCUAUCGUAGGAGCUAAUGCCUUUGCGCAUGAAAGUGGUAUCCAUCAGGAUGGAAUGCUGAAACACAAGGGUACAUAUGAAAUUAUGAGCCCCGAAGAGAUCGGACUUGAGCGAUCGAAUGAAGCUGGGAUUGUGUUGGGGAAGCUUAGUGGGCGUCAUGCACUGAGAGACCGUUUGAAUGAGCUCGGUUAUGAAUUAGAUGAUGUGCAGCUUAGCAACCUUUUCUGGCGUUUCAAAUCUGUGGCUGAGCAAAAAAAGAGAGUAACUGAUGCUGACUUAAUAGCUUUAGUAUCUGAUGAAGUUUUUCAGCCAGAGGCCGUGUGGACACUCGUGGACAUGCAGAUAACUUGUGGAACUCUCGGUCUCUCAACAUCAACUGUAAAACUUGCUGAUUCCAACGGCAAAGAGCAUGUAGCUUGUUCUGUUGGAACCGGACCUGUUGAUGCAGCUUACAAGGCUGUCGAUCUUAUCGUUAAGGAACCCACGACCCUGCUUGAGUACUCAAUGAAUGCAGUGACUGAAGGCGUUGAUGCUAUUGCAACCACACGGGUUCUAAUCCGUGGAGACAACAACUAUUCAUCAACAAACGCGGUAACUGGUGAAUCUGUUCAAAGAACUUUCAGUGGAACCGGAGCAGGAAUGGACAUUGUCGUAUCGAGCGUUAAAGCUUAUGUUGGAGCUUUAAACAAAAUGUUGGGCUUCAAAGAACACUCCACUCGAAGCCUCACAAUGAUGGCAACAGGUCUUUACCAAAAAGCAACAGUGUCUUCUUGCAUCCAAGAAACCUCAGGCCAAUUCGUAUUACUCGGUUUGAUCCUUUUACUGAUUCCUCAGAUCGGUCUAUACGGAAUUUGCUGCCGCUCUAAGCGCCUUUUCCUCUUUUUCUUCUACGGUAUGAUUGUGGUCAUAAUCGUUGUAACUUCUUACUCAACCAAAUGCUUCAUUUACAACAUCACUUUUGGCAUCGCCAAGAAUCCGGCCGAGGACCACCGCUCAGCCAAUCAGUUGCUUGGCCGGCUGGUCUCUCGGGAGAAGUUUCAAAGCGUAAUCGAGUGUAUCAUUCACAAACAUGACUGUAAUUACAAUGCCAGCAAAAACAGCAAUGUUUGGACUUAUUGCUGCGCGCAGCCGGACGGAUGUGGGGACAGGACGAUGUUCGAUAAGCCAGGCGAAUGGAGUUGGAAAGAUCAGUAUCAACAAAACCAAGUUCCGGAAGAAUGUUCUUAUGGUUAUUGUUUGAGUUGCAAAGGUUGCCAACUUAGCAUCUUGAAAGCCAUUGUUCAUCAAUGGAAGUAUCUCUCCAUGUUUUCUUACCCAACUCUAGUCAUUUCUUGCAUCAGUUUUGCCAUAGCUUGGUGUCUCAAGGACAAAAUCGAUGAAGUAGAGGAUUAUCGAGGUUCUUAUAGUUGA
Arabis nemorensis is the source of this 2544-nucleotide messenger RNA. Lineage: Eukaryota; Viridiplantae; Streptophyta; Magnoliopsida; Brassicales; Brassicaceae. The record is from the annotation of a GenBank genome assembly.